AUGGAACCCUGCAUUGGCCAUGACCAAGUUACUCAUGCCCCGUUUCAGCUCUACCCUGAGUUCAUCAAGAUCCCCGUCUCACGCCGCCGUCUUGUCGAAACCACUCAAGGCUUUCAAGAACUCACUUCCCUCCCCAACAUCUGUGGCGCCAUUGACACCACUCCCAUCAAGCUCCACAAACUCUACGACUCCACAUACCUCUGCAAGUACAACUUCCCUGCCGUUCUCCUUCAAGUAGUCUCAGAUCACAAGAAAAUAUUCUGGGACGUUUGCGUAAAAGCCCCCGGAGGGUCUGAAGAUGCCGCCCAUUUUCGCGAUAGCUUGCUUUACAACCGGCUAAUCUCCGGUGAUAUCAUCUGGGACAAGGCGGUAAGCAUCCGGGGACAAGCUGUGAGGCCAUACAUAGUCGGUGACUGGUGUUUCCCAUUGCUUUCCUUCUUGCUCACCCCCUUCGGCUACAAUGGAGCCACGAGCCCGCCUCAUAAUGCAUUUGACGAGGCUUUGAUGAAGGCUAGACGAGCAGUUGAGGAGGCUAUUGGGUUAUUAAAGGGUCGGUGGAAGAUUCUACAGGAUUUGAAUGUGGGAUUGAAUCACGCGCCCCAAACAGUUGUAGCUUGUUGUGUAUUGCAUAACCUUUGUCAGAUAGCAAGGGAGCCCGAGCCUGAGCUGUGGAGAGAGCCUGAGGAGAAGGGUCAGCCACCAAGGAUUAUGGAGAACGAGAAGUCGUUUCAUUAUUAUGGGGAGAGUUUAAGGCAAGUGUUGGCGGAUGAUCUAUAUCAACGUAUGUCCUUGAGGUGA
Molecule: messenger RNA, 798 nt
Organism: Striga hermonthica
Lineage: Eukaryota; Viridiplantae; Streptophyta; Magnoliopsida; Lamiales; Orobanchaceae
Source: the annotation of a GenBank genome assembly